Molecule: messenger RNA, 1216 nt
Organism: Glycine soja
Lineage: Eukaryota; Viridiplantae; Streptophyta; Magnoliopsida; Fabales; Fabaceae
Product: anthranilate synthase beta subunit 2, chloroplastic-like
Exons: 8
Coding region: 181-1017 (278 amino acids)
Biological process (GO): L-tryptophan biosynthetic process
Cellular component (GO): cytosol
Source: RefSeq, a predicted model, not a curated record
AACUGAAAACUUUUUUGAGAAGAUCACAAAACAAAAUGAAUGGUUGAGAUGCAAGUUCUCUUCUUUCUGUGACCGCACCAAAACGGUGUAAAAAACGUGUUGCUUUAUGUGUUAUAAAUAAGACUCUGCAGAAGCAAGUUCUUACUUUGUGCUUGUUUGAGCGAAGAGAAACAUUUGAACAUGGCUGCCACAUUCUUCUCUCACUUGUCGCUUCUUCAAUCCAACAACAACCCUUCUCUCUCUCACACACCCUCUCGCUUCCCUCAUUCUCUCACCAACCGUGUCAAACCCUCCCUCGGUGUGGUAUCUGUGGCCAAAAGGGUAAGUGGAGUGGUGCCAAAGGCCAAUUUGAAUGCCUUGGAGGCCAAUUCGGGUUUCCCCAUUUCGGCUAAGAAGUCCAACAACAACCCCAUUGUUGUUAUUGACAACUAUGACAGUUUCACCUAUAAUCUUUGCCAGUAUAUGGGGGAGUUAGGGUUUCACUUUGAGGUCUACCGCAAUGAUGAGUUGACAGUGGAGGAGUUAAGAAGGAAAAAUCCCAGAGGAGUGCUGAUAUCACCUGGGCCAGGAGAACCUCAAGAUUCAGGCAUAUCUUUGCAAACGGUUUUGGAACUUGGACCAACUGUGCCAUUGUUUGGUGUGUGCAUGGGUUUGCAAUGCAUUGGAGAGGCUUUUGGAGGGAAGAUUGUUCGUUCUCCUCAUGGUGUUAUGCAUGGAAAAAGCUCUAUGGUUUACUAUGAUGAGAAAGGAGAAGAUGGAUUACUUGCUGGACUAUCAAAUCCUUUCUUGGCUGGUAGAUAUCACAGCCUUGUAAUUGAAAAAGAGAGCUUUCCUCAUGAUGAACUUGAGGCAACAGCAUGGACAGAAGAUGGUCUUAUAAUGGCUGCUCGUCAUAAGAAAUAUAAGCAUCUACAGGGUGUUCAGUUUCAUCCAGAGAGCAUCAUAACCCCAGAAGGCAAGACAAUUGUCCGUAAUUUUGUCAAGCUUAUCGAGAAAAGGGAGGCUGGUGGCUCUUGAAACAAUGUUUGAUGUGUAUAGUUAAAAUUGUGGAUUGACGCAGCAUACUAGAAAAUAAAGAAAAGGUAUAAUAGCACCUUUGUCAGCCACAAUUUAGAAUAUCAUAGAAAAUCUUGGUAGGGAAGAACCUUUAGCCUGAUAGAUCUAUUAUUUGAUUUCCCUAAGAUAUAUAAAAGUUUGGUUUUAGUUUCUCCUUGGA